Rotaria sordida is the source of this 945-nucleotide messenger RNA. Lineage: Eukaryota; Metazoa; Rotifera; Eurotatoria; Philodinida; Philodinidae. The record is from the annotation of a GenBank genome assembly.
AUGACAUCGCAAUCACCAAAACAACAGAUCAUCUUCGAAAAUAUCUUUGAGGAUUUUACUAUUGAAAAGGAUCGUCUUCAGUCGACACCCUAUGAACUAGUACUUAUCAAAAACUCAGAAGACGACCUUCUCGCACAUCUAUCACCAACAACUGUGGCUAUCAUCAUCGAUAGCUUGCCAAUUACUGCACAACUCGUCUCUCAACUACCUUCUUCAAUUAAAGUUAUCACUGAGCUUGGUGUUGGGUAUGACAACAUUGAUGUGAAUAUAUGCCGAGGUCGAGGUAUUGAGGUUUGCUAUGUACCUGAUUAUGGAAUAAAUACUGUAGCUGAUCAUGCAGUUGCUCUUCUCUUCGCUGCUCAACGUCGUCUAUUGACAUUUCACAAUUCAAUCGUUGAAAGACAUCAAUGGAAUAGUAAAGCGGCUGGAAAGUUGCAAGAAUUGAACACAAUGACACUCGGUAUUAUUGGCUGUGGACGUAUAGGAACAUGUUUCGCAGAUAAGAUGCGCCCUUUUGUCAAACAAAUAUUAACACAUAAUUCGAAAGAUCCAACAACAAACACAUUGAAAGAGAUUUUCGAAGAGUGUGAUAUUAUCUCGCUGCAUAUUCCGAUGUCAGCAAUGAAUCAUUAUCUUAUCUCAUCUGACUCGAUUGCUCAAAUGAAACGUCGUCCGAUUCUGAUUAAUGUUAGUCGAGGUGGUCUCAUCGAUACAAAAGCACUUGUUCAGGCAUUGAAAAAUGGACAAAUCUCCUAUGCUGCUCUCGAUGUUAUCGAAGAUGAACCUAAUGUCGACGAAGAAUUAGCUAAACUUGACAAUGUGCUUCUUACUCCUCAUAUAGCUUGGUAUACUGAACAAUCAAGACGAGCCCUGGGAAUGAAGGCUGUCGAAGACACUUUACGAGUGUUGAGAGGUGAACAACCCAUAUACCCCGUCCCUAAAUAA